Messenger RNA from Neltuma alba, 1095 nucleotides. RefSeq lists its product as uncharacterized. NCBI's taxonomy places the organism in Eukaryota, Viridiplantae, Streptophyta, Magnoliopsida, Fabales, Fabaceae. The record is from RefSeq and is a predicted model, not a curated record.
UUUCCAUGAACUAUUCUCGUAACACUGUCUAUCGUAGGGCCAUCCAAUUCUUGAAUUUUAGAAAGGCCCUUCUUUAGCUUUUACAUUCCCAAAAAAAGAUCAGAAAUCUUUGAGUUGUCGGAAGGGUAAGGUUUGCCGCAGAAUCUUGGUUUCAAGCAAUUUGGCCUUCUUAUGCUUCAAUCUUUCCAUUACAUCACCCACCAAUUCAUAGAUAUCAGUAUAAUCUAUAAGAACUGAAAUAUUCUGGUAAUUCAUAGAUAUUCUAUUCUCGUUUCAUUCUUACCAAGUUGGCGUACUCUGCUUCAAUCUUCCAAAAUGUCAUCAGCCAAUGUUUCUUUGCAACAGAAAGCCGUAACCAGAAGCACGAAAACUGGAAAUCGACUCUUACAUGCCUCUGGAGUUUCGAUCUUAGCAAUGGCUGACAUUGCCUACAGAAAAACCCUAGAAUUUGAUGGACCAUUAGGUUCAGCCUGGAGAAGCAUCGUAAAUCUUGCAGAGCCUGCAAAUCCUAUCAUCCACGCUGUUCAAUGUCAAUGGUUAACGAUCCUGUCCUUUCUGGAUGAUCAAUUUGUAGUAGUUCAAAAGAUAAUCGAGACAUUGUUUCCGCCUUCAUCGCAUUUGUUCGUCAAGAAUGACGAUCUUGUGCUUGUGAUAAUGUCCCUGCCAGAAAAAUUCGAUGAUGCUCUGAACAAAAUUCCUGAAAUUAUCCACCAAUUCCCGGCUCUGGAGUGCACAUUGCUCUAUCUAAUCUCGUGGUUGAAUUGUUUGGUUUCUAUAUCGAUCCCUUGUGGAUUGGAUUACUCAGAGAGAACCGACAACGAUGAGAGUAAUCAUGAGGGAAUUAGGUUUUUUUCUGUAUUAGAAUCAUCACCAGAGCCUUCUGAAGCUGCAAGCAAAAGGGACGCCAUGGAAGCUUCAACCCAGAAAAGAGGCUCAUACAAGGAAGCAUUAAUGAAAGAUGAGGAUGAGGGUGUGAACGGUGGUGUCCAGAAGAUAGGCUCAUACAAGGAAGCAUUGAUGAAAGAUGAGGAUGAAGGAAGGAUGAAGAAAGAAGAUCAAAUUCUGGGAUUGUUUGAAUCUGGAUGGACUCUAUGA